UGUGUAUCAAUCAAUGUUGUUGCUUUUAAACUGUUUCGUAGUUUGUUUUAAACUUUUGCUUUGGUGUGACCAGGUUGUCGUGUGUUGCAUAUUUCUGCCCAGGUCCCUUUUGAAAAUGAGAUCCAGCUCUCAAUGGGUUAAAUAGAGGAAAUAAAAAAAUAAUAAUUCCAGUUUCACUGUUAUCAUAAUUUAUUGUGUCCACGCACCUUAAGCACCUUAUUUGGCCGUGUGGCAGUUUGACGCCAAACAACGCGAACAGUCUACGAGAAAACUGGAACAUAAUACGUCGUCGUGCCGUUAUGUUACAAAUAAUCGUGGUCAUGUGAAAUAUUUCGUAUAUAUACGAUAUAUACCGAUCGUCACCGAUAUCUCUUGUCCGCAGCAUACGCUCCUCCAACACGAAUCAGGUGAACAAGUUGACCAUGGCCUCCAAGCAGUCGACUGUCCUCAUUCAGGGGUCCGGCAGCAGCGGCAGCGACAUGUUGGAGGGCCCCAGGGGGCCCCGGCGGGCGGAGGACAACGAGCAAGACAUGGUCCAGUACAGCUACUCCUUCUUCCACUUCAUGCUCUUCUUAGCUUCCCUCUACAUAAUGAUGACACUCACCAACUGGUACAGCCCAGACGCAGACUACACCAUAACAAGCAAGUGGCCAACAGUGUGGGUAAAGGUCUCCUCGAGCUGGUUGUGUUUGGCCCUUUACAUUUGGACCCUUGUGGCCCCUAUGAUUUUCCCCAACCGAGACUUCAGCUGAUGCUGUGACGAGGGACAGAAUAAUUUCUUGUGGAGAUGGACCUGGAACGGCGGAUCUGUCUGACCAGGAUUUGUUUGUAGAGAAUUGGCGAUCAGGUUAAGUGUGCCAAAAGAUGAGCAAUCCACGGAAACAUCUGUUGUGUCAUAUACAGCUUGGGGUUCUCCUUAUGUACCAUUUAAAGGGUGUAUCUCUGCACUAUGCAUUUAUUUAUUUAUAUACAGUAUAUACUGUAUAUCGUUUGUGUUUUUGACCUUAAAAUAAGAAGUACGCUGCUCUUAGGGAAGACAAAACCAGAAAUAUGACA
Molecule: messenger RNA, 1056 nt
Organism: Xiphophorus maculatus (southern platyfish)
Lineage: Eukaryota; Metazoa; Chordata; Actinopteri; Cyprinodontiformes; Poeciliidae
Product: serine incorporator 3-like
Exons: 2
Coding region: 423-752 (109 amino acids)
Cellular component (GO): membrane
Source: RefSeq, a predicted model, not a curated record